ACUACAUAAUUCCCUCUAUAAUUAGUGACUUGUAACCUCUUCUUCCCUUCCCCUUCCCCUCCCCUAGCAUUCCCCAUCUAUCCUCUCCUCGCUUUCCCAACUGCUCCCUGAUCUGCUAGUUCAUCGAUCCUAGAUAAAAUUCUCUUGUAGACAAUCAAGCAGAAAUCUCCGCAGCUUGAAUCUUGAAUUCAAGCUGGCUCCUAGCUAGCUAGAACCGCAUGCCAUCUCGAUCGGCUAAUUAUUCCUAGCUUCUGGUUAAUUAGCUACCAUAACAGUGCUCUCAGAUCUCGAUAUAUCCUUCUUUGUAGAUGGUAAGUACAUGGGAGAUCGAAGAAUUCAUUAGUUUCUUGCCAUUUUUUCCCCAGCUAGAUAGUACAAACCAUCUACAGUUGCAUCUCUGCUCGAUCGAUCCUUCACUGAAAUAUUCCUUGUACUAGAUCACUGGCCAGCUUCUCUUUCUCUCCAUUCCCUCCCUUGGAUCCAUGUUGUUCCCAAAGUUCUAAUGGAAUUUGGCUUAGCUAGGUAGCAGUAUAUAGCUAGCAGCGGCAGCUUGGGAUGAGAGUAUGAGACCACGUGUGGCGCCUCCGAGCAACAAGUGCACAGCCCUCUAUAUAUGCCUUGUACAAGCACCAAAUCCGUGCCUCAAACCGCUCAAAGUGUACUAGCUCUGCGUCUCCGCUGUUUUCUAAUCGCGUCUCUGCACUGCUUGCGCCGCGCUGGUGCCACCACUACAUGAUGCAGUUCACGCACACCGCGCCACCUCCACCGCCUCUGCACCCUAAUGGGCAUGGACUAGGGUUAGGGUUGUACCUUGACGUCGGCGCGACGAGGGGAGGAGGAGGAGCGCGGCCGUGGUCGUCGUCGUCGUCGACGACGACGUUGGGUGGGAGCGGCUACUUCCCGUCGUCGGCGGCGGCGUCGAAGAUCUCGUUGGGGAACCUCAACAGCACGGGCUGCAUGGAGCAGCUGCUGGUGCACUGCGCCAACGCCAUCGAGGCCAACGACGCCACGCUGACGCAGCAGAUCCUGUGGGUGCUCAACAACAUCGCGCCGGCGGACGGGGACUCCAACCAGCGGCUCACAGCGGCGUUCCUGUGCGCGCUCGUGUCGCGGGCGUCCAGGACCGGGGCGUGCAAGGCGGUGACCGCGGCGGUAGCGGACGCCGUCGAGUCGGCGGCGCUCCACGUGCACCGGUUCACGGCCGUCGAGCUCGCCAGCUUCAUCGACCUCACGCCGUGGCACCGGUUCGGGUACACGGCGGCCAACGCCGCCAUCGUCGAGGCCGUCGAGGGGUUCCCCGUCGUGCACAUCGUCGACCUCAGCACGACGCACUGCAUGCAGAUCCCGACGCUCAUCGACAUGCUCGCCGGCCGCGCCGAGGGGCCCCCGAUCCUCCGCCUCACCGUCGCCGACGUCGCGCCCAGCGCGCCGCCGCCGGCGCUCGACAUGCCCUACGAGGAGCUGGGCGCGAAGCUGGUCAACUUCGCGCGGUCCCGCAACAUGUCCAUGGACUUCCGGGUGGUGCCCACCUCGCCGGCCGACGCGCUCACGUCCCUCGUCGACCAGCUCCGGGUGCAGCAGCUCGUCUCCGACGGCGGCGAGGCGCUGGUCGUGAACUGCCACAUGCUCCUCCACACCGUCCCGGACGAGACGGCCGGCUCGGUCAGCCUGACGACGGCGCAGCCGCCGGUGUCCCUCCGUACCAUGCUCCUCAAAUCUCUCCGGGCGCUCGACCCGACGCUGGUGGUGGUGGUGGACGAGGACGCCGACUUCACCGCGGGCGACGUGGUGGGGCGGCUGCGUGCGGCGUUCAACUUCCUGUGGAUCCCGUACGACGCCGUGGACACGUUCCUCCCCAAGGGGAGCGAGCAGCGGCGGUGGUAUGAGGCGGAGGUGGGGUGGAAGGUGGAGAACGUGCUGGCGCAGGAAGGGGUGGAGAGGGUGGAGCGGCAGGAGGACAGGACGAGGUGGGGCCAGCGGAUGCGCGCCGCCGGGUUCCGCGCGGCGGCGUUCGGCGAGGAGGCCGCCGGCGAGGUGAAGGCGAUGCUGAACGACCACGCGGCCGGGUGGGGGAUGAAGCGGGAGGACGACGACCUCGUGCUCACGUGGAAGGGGCACAACGUCGUGUUCGCCUCGGCAUGGGCGCCGUCCUGAUCAGCUCGGGACGCCGCGCGCGUGGACGGCAUGCCGCAUGUGUACGGCCGGCGACAAGUUGUGCUAUUAGAUAUCUUCUAUGAGCUUCAUCGGCAGCCACAGAAAGAAAAAAAAAACUUCUCGUACGGGUAUUUGAUCAGUACGUACGUCUCACUUCCAAGAGUGCAUCAAGAAACAGAUACAUAUAAGUGUUUCUCUUUCAAGAUUUACAAAGUUUCCUGUAAACUAAACGAUUUUUUUUUUCGGUUUGCUACUGUGUAAUUGAUACUCUAUGAACAACCAGCCGGACAAAGGGUGUAUGUUAUAGUUGAUGUAUGGUGUGUGUUGAACUACCAAAAUUAAUCCAAGAUACGAUAAUGUGGAAAAA
Molecule: messenger RNA, 2521 nt
Organism: Oryza sativa Japonica Group (Japanese rice)
Lineage: Eukaryota; Viridiplantae; Streptophyta; Magnoliopsida; Poales; Poaceae
Product: scarecrow-like protein 32
Biological process (GO): regulation of DNA-templated transcription
Cellular component (GO): nucleus
Molecular function (GO): DNA-binding transcription factor activity; sequence-specific DNA binding
Source: RefSeq, a predicted model, not a curated record